This is a messenger RNA of Budorcas taxicolor (takin), 2298 nucleotides long. RefSeq names its product crooked neck pre-mRNA splicing factor 1 (gene CRNKL1). Gene Ontology annotation, biological process: spliceosomal complex assembly; mRNA splicing, via spliceosome. The record is from RefSeq and is a predicted model, not a curated record. Gene Ontology annotation, cellular component: U2-type catalytic step 2 spliceosome; post-mRNA release spliceosomal complex; precatalytic spliceosome. Gene Ontology annotation, molecular function: protein binding. The transcript is spliced from 14 exons. NCBI's taxonomy places the organism in Eukaryota, Metazoa, Chordata, Mammalia, Artiodactyla, Bovidae. The coding region runs from base 84 to 2165 and encodes 693 amino acids.
GUUGUCGGAAAGUUGCGCGGUGUGGGCGAGUCCUCGGGGAAGGUUCUGUGGUCCCGGGCUCGCCCGCGGUCGCCGCUGCAGCCAUGGCGGCUUCCACCGCGGCCGGGAAGCAAAGGAUCCCCAAAGUGGCCAAGGUGAAAAACAAAGCCCCAGCUGAAGUACAGAUCACUGCGGAGCAACUGCUAAGAGAAGCUAAGGAGAGAGAACUUGAGCUUCUUCCACCUCCCCCUCAACAGAAGAUCACAGAUGAAGAGGAGUUAAAUGAUUACAAACUACGGAAGAGGAAGACUUUCGAAGAUAACAUAAGAAAAAACAGGACUGUGAUUAGUAACUGGAUAAAAUAUGCACAAUGGGAAGAGAGUCUAAAGGAGAUUCAGAGGGCUCGAUCCAUAUAUGAACGCGCCUUGGAUGUGGACUACCGAAAUAUUACACUAUGGCUGAAAUAUGCCGAAAUGGAAAUGAAGAAUCGCCAGGUCAACCACGCCCGGAAUAUCUGGGACCGAGCCAUAACAACUCUGCCUCGAGUCAACCAGUUCUGGUACAAGUACACGUACAUGGAGGAGAUGCUCGGGAACGUCGCUGGUGCCCGGCAGGUUUUCGAGCGCUGGAUGGAGUGGCGGCCCGAGGAGCAGGCCUGGCAUUCGUACAUCAACUUCGAGCUGAGAUACAAGGAGGUGGACCGGGCCCGCACCAUCUAUGAGCGCUUUGUUCUCGUGCACCCUGAUGUGAAGAACUGGAUUAAGUAUGCCCGCUUUGAAGAAAAGCAUGGUUACUUCGCCCACGCACGGAAAGUGUAUGAGAGGGCUGUCGAGUUCUUCGGGGACGAACACAUGGACGAACACCUUUAUGUUGCCUUUGCCAAAUUUGAGGAAAAUCAGAAAGAAUUUGAGAGGGUACGAGUGAUCUACAAGUAUGCCCUGGAUAGAAUUUCGAAACAGGAGGCCCAGGAACUCUUUAAAAAUUAUACCAUCUUCGAGAAGAAGUUUGGUGACAGGCGGGGCAUCGAAGACAUCAUCGUGAGCAAACGGAGGUUCCAGUAUGAGGAGGAGGUGAAGGCUAACCCGCACAACUACGACGCGUGGUUCGAUUACCUGCGCUUGGUGGAGAGUGACGCGGAGGCCGAGACGGUGCGGGAAGUGUACGAGCGCGCCAUCGCCAACGUGCCGCCCGUGCAGGAGAAGAGGCACUGGAAGCGCUACAUCUACUUGUGGAUCAACUACGCCCUCUAUGAGGAGCUAGAGGCCAAGGAUCCCGAGAGGACAAGACAGGUUUACCAAGCCUCUUUGGAACUCAUUCCUCAUAAAAAGUUCACAUUUGCCAAAAUGUGGUUACUAUAUGCACAGUUUGAAAUAAGACAGAAAAAUUUACCAUUUGCCAGAAGAGCUUUGGGAACGUCCAUAGGCAAAUGUCCAAAGAACAAAUUAUUUAAAGGUUACAUAGAACUGGAGCUGCAGCUUCGAGAAUUUGACAGAUGCCGGAAGCUUUAUGAAAAGUUCCUGGAAUUUGGGCCAGAAAACUGUACCUCUUGGAUUAAAUUUGCAGAAUUAGAGACAAUCCUUGGCGAUAUUGAGCGAGCCCGGGCGAUCUACGAGUUAGCCAUUAGUCAGCCACGCUUGGACAUGCCAGAGGUGCUUUGGAAAUCAUAUAUUGAUUUUGAAAUUGAGCAGGAAGAAACUGAAAGAACACGAAAUCUUUACCGAAGAUUGCUUCAGCGGACACAGCACGUCAAGGUAUGGAUCAGUUUUGCACAGUUUGAGUUGUCUUCAGGGAAAGAAGGAAGUUUGGCCAAGUGCAGACAAAUUUAUGAAGAGGCUAACAAAACCAUGCGAAACUGUGAGGAAAAGGAAGAGAGGCUCAUGCUGCUGGAGUCGUGGCGAAGCUUUGAGGAUGAAUUUGGAACAGCGUCGGAUAAGGAGAGAGUGGACAAGCUCAUGCCCGAGAAGGUCAAGAAGAGGAGAAAGGUCCAGGCUGACGACGGGUCGGAUGCAGGCUGGGAAGAAUACUAUGAUUACAUCUUUCCGGAAGAUGCAGCCAACCAACCCAAUCUCAAGCUCCUGGCCAUGGCCAAACUGUGGAAGAAGCAGCAGCAGGAGAAGGAGGCUGGAGAGCAGGACCCAGACGGAGACGCUGCUGAGCGAGAAGCUGGGCCCUCCUGUUCGUAUUGACAGAUGUUAUAUUAUUUUUAUAAAUGUAUAGUUUGGAAUUCUUGUGACUCCUGUAAGUUUUUGGGUAUUCCACCAGUGAUGAAUUGAUGGGGAUCUUUUGACAACUACUUUUGAAUUAUUUUUAAAAUGCUCU